Messenger RNA from Pezoporus occidentalis (night parrot), 1611 nucleotides. RefSeq names its product ribonuclease H-like. Gene Ontology annotation, biological process: DNA replication, removal of RNA primer. Lineage: Eukaryota; Metazoa; Chordata; Aves; Psittaciformes; Psittacidae. The record is from RefSeq and is a predicted model, not a curated record. Bases 363 to 1127 code for a protein of 254 amino acids. The transcript is spliced from 2 exons. Gene Ontology annotation, molecular function: RNA-DNA hybrid ribonuclease activity; nucleic acid binding.
UGUACACUGCAGAUGGGGAGAACGGUCCUACCUGGAGCCUCUGGCAGAAAGCUCCAGGGGAGACUCGAGGUCGACCCCUCGGCUUUUGGAGUCGGGGAUACAAAGGAUCUGAGGCCAGCUAUACCCCAACUGAGCAAGAGAUACUGGCAGCCUAUGAAGGGGCUCGAGCUGCUUUGGAAGUGAUUGGCACUGAAGCACAGCUCCUCCUGGCACCCCGGUUGCCCGUGCUGGGAUGGAUGUUCAAAGGCAGGGUCUCCUCUACACAUCAUGCAAGUGAUGCUACAGGGAGUAAAUGGGCUGCACUAAUUACACAAUGAACUCAAAUAGGAAAUCUCAGUCUUCCAGGCAUUCUAGAAGUCAUCAUGGACUGGCCAGAGGACAAAGAUUUCGGAAUGUCACCAGAGGAGGAAGCGGUGAUGCGUGCUGAAGAGGCCCCACUAUAUAAUAAACUGUCAGAAAGUGAAAAGCAGUAUGCCUUGUUUACUGAUGGCUCUUGCCAUAUUGUGGGAAAGCAUUGGAGAUGGAAGGCAGCUGUAUGGAGUCCUGGACGACAAGUUGCAGAAACUGCUGAAGGAGAGGGUGAAUCGAGUCAGUUUGCCGAGGUGAAAGCCAUCCAGCUGGCCCUGGACAUUGCUGAACGAGAAAAGUGGCCAGUACUUUACCUCUAUACUGACUCAUGGAUGGUGGCAAAUGCCCUGUGGGGGUGGUUGAAGCAAUGGAAGCAGAGCAACUGGCAACGCAGAGGUAAACCCAUGUGGGCUGCUGCACUGUGGGAAGAUAUUGCUGCCAGGGUGCAGAACCUGGUGGUGAAGGUACAUCAUGUAGAUGCCCAUGUACCCAAGAGACGGGCCACUGAGGAGCACCAGAACAACCAACAAGUGGAUAAAGCGGCUAAGAUUGAAGUGGCUCAGAUGGACUUAGAUUGGCAACAUAAAGGUGAAUUAUUUUUGGCCCGGUGGGCCCAUGACACUUCAGGCCAUCAGGGCAGAGAUGCAACAUAUAGAUGGGCUCGUGAUCGAGGGGUGGACUUAACAAUGGACACUAUUGCCCAGGUUAUUCAUGAGUGUGAAACAUGUGCUGCAAUUAAACAAGCCAAGCGAUUAAAGGCUCUUUGGUAUGGAGGAUGAUGGUUGAAGUAUAAAUAUGGGGAGGCCUGGCAGAUUGACUAUAUCACACUGCCACCAACCCGCCAAGGCAAGCGCCAUGUGCUUACCAUGGUGGAAGCAACCACCGGCUGGCUGGAAACAUACGCUGUGCCCCACUCCACUGCCCGGAACACUAUCCUGGGCCUUGAGAAACAGAUUUUGUGGCGACACGGCACCCCAGAGAGAAUUGAGUCAGACAAUGGGACUCAUUUCCGGAAUAACCUUAUAGAUAUUUGGGCCAAAGAGCAUGGCAUUGAGUGGGUAUAUCACAUCCCCUACCACGCACCAGCCUCUGGGAAAAUCGAACGGUACAAUGGGCUGUUAAAAACUACACUGAGAGCAAUGGGUGGGGGAACUUUCAAGCAUUGGGAUACACACUUACCAAAGGCCACCUGGUUGGUCAACACCAGAGGAUCUGCCAACAGGGCUGGCCCAGCCCAGUCAGAACUUUUACAUAUUGUAGAGG